Molecule: messenger RNA, 855 nt
Organism: Lodderomyces beijingensis
Lineage: Eukaryota; Fungi; Ascomycota; Pichiomycetes; Serinales; Debaryomycetaceae
Source: the annotation of a GenBank genome assembly
AUGAAGGUCAUCUUUAUCGACUCCAACCCCGUUAUAGUGAAAUGCUGGCAGCUUCACUACCGCAAAAUCCAAAAACUAAUCAGCCAGUACCAGCUACCGCUUAUCCAGCCAACCACAUUUGAAUUUCAUGCUACAACAAUUGAAAACUAUGUCGAACAUCAAACAUUGCCCCGCGGGAAAACGUCAAUAGUCACCCCCACCAACUCUUUGUCCUACAUGGGCAGUGGGUUCGACCAAUAUCUCCUCAAGAGCCUCUUGCUAGGCACCAGCACCGUCAACUACAAACACCUCGAAAAUAUCAUCCAAAACCACCAAUUGACGCGAUAUCGCGGCUAUUUGAUCCCCAACCACAUCUACAAAUACAACUUGCUCCAACUCCCGCAAACUAGCGAGUACAACUAUAAAGAAACUUUGGCUUAUACUCACCUACAUAUCACGGAAAUCAUCCAAAUCCCAACAAUGGUGAUCCCGGAAAAGAUCGACCACUCGCACAUUUUGGAAGCCGUGUGGAGUCUAUUGACUCACUUGACUCAAGAAGACCCCGUCCAGCCAGACAACUUAAUCAUACCGGGUCUCGGUACAGGGUACGGGAAACUAAGCGAGUACGACUCAACCAAGAUCAUGAUCUUUGCCAUGGUGUUGUACAAUUUGCAAUUCCCAAACCUGAGAUUGGGCCAGUUGAAAAAAUCACUCUUGAUUUUGUUUUUUUUCAACAAGCAGUACCGAAUGUUUCAUAAUUUUGACGAUGUGCAAGAGUUGGAGGAUCAUGUGGUUAGUGAGUAUGGCCAAAGUAUAGAGUUGCACCCGGGCCAGCUUAUGGAAUUGGACCAAUUGUUCAAGUGCGUUCAGCUUUGA